CCUUGGCAGCCUGGCCUGGUCCAGGGACCUUUGGAGCCCUGUGUGCGUGCUGUAUGACUUAUUGCUUUUGUCUCGGAGGCUUGCUGCAGGCUGAGGGGAUUUCGGACCGGGUUUCUGUGGUUUAGGUCUGCAUAGUGACAUCCGUUUCGACACCCGGAUGCCAGGGAUCGAAUGUGGAGAAGAUGAAGGGAUACGUACAUGUCGAGUUCUCGCUGACAAGACGGCGGCGGGAGGAUGGAGGGGCGCUUACUCCUGCUUUGCGCUACGUCGUGGCGAGCACAUGGCCUCGCAGCUGUACAUACUCCGUCAUGAUGGAACAUAUUCCGCAGCGACGAAAGUGGAGGCAAUAGGAGAAAGGAAGGGCCUGACGACAUGGGUGAGCCUGGACAUCAAAGCCUUGUACGCCGCUGUGGGGCUUCCGGACGGAGGAGCCAAAAGCCAGAGUGGACUGAGUGAGACGAGGAUAUCUUCAGGGCGCGAACAGGCGCGCCCGGCCGUUGGUUCGUUCAGGUGUCUGGAUCCCAAAACCCCUGCCGUCGUCCCAAAAGGAUCGUCCUUGAGACAGUUUCGCUCGCCCGUCGACUAUUGGCACCAGCCAACGAGCCCAACCUAAGCAGGAAAAGGCAACAAGCCAGGGCAUCCUCUGGGGACGGCGGCGCUUCGUGGUUCGAGCUGCAAAGGAUCGCAAGCUUGUCUUCUGCGGCGCAUGUGCGUGGCUGUUUGUGGUGAAUGAGCUGCUAGAAACCCAACAACCAUGCUGAGCAAUCACAGACUGGACUUUGUUAGCCCGAUUGUCAAGGACCUUGCUUCUCAUCGGCCGGCCUCUCAUGUGUCCACAUCCAG
Microdochium trichocladiopsis is the source of this 843-nucleotide messenger RNA. RefSeq lists its product as uncharacterized. Lineage: Eukaryota; Fungi; Ascomycota; Sordariomycetes; Xylariales; Microdochiaceae. The record is from RefSeq and is a predicted model, not a curated record. Bases 158 to 613 code for a protein of 151 amino acids. The transcript has a single exon.